Messenger RNA from Gymnodraco acuticeps, 1644 nucleotides. RefSeq names its product arrestin domain-containing protein 3-like. The record is from RefSeq and is a predicted model, not a curated record. Lineage: Eukaryota; Metazoa; Chordata; Actinopteri; Perciformes; Bathydraconidae. Gene Ontology annotation, biological process: protein transport. Gene Ontology annotation, cellular component: cytoplasm.
GCGAGUCCAUCCAGAUCUUCUGCGAGGUGGAGAACAGCUCGUCCCGGGUGGUGGUGCCCAAGGCGGCGCUCUACCAGACGCAGACCUUCUUCGCCAAGGGGAAGGGGAAGCAGAUCCAGCAGCUGGUGUCCAACCUGAGGGGCGAGACCCUGCCGCAAGGCAAGAGCCAGAGCUGGGAGGGCAGGCUGCUGAAGAUCCCCCCCGUGUCCCCCUCCAUCUUGGACUGCCCCAUCAUCCGCGUGGAGUACGUCCUCGUGGUGUACGUGGACGUCCCCGGCGGUCUGAACCUCUCCCUCUCCCUCCCUCUGGUGAUCGGCACCAUCCCGCUGCACGCCUCCACCUCCAGGAGCUCCAGCAUCAGCAGCUGCUGCAGCUGGGGCCCAACAGAGACCCCCGAGGCCCCUCCCAGUUACAGUGAGCUGGCGAUAUCAGAGUCUCACAGGAGGAACUGUCUGGUCGGCUGUGAUAGGUCGGAGGGGGGGGGGGGAUCUCUGCUCACUUACAUCACUGAGUUCAGAUAUCUGCCCCCCCCACUCUACUCUGAGGUGGAUCCGUAUCCAGACCCCGUGGAGGUCAGGAGGCCCGAAACGUGUCCGUCCCGCUGACGUUAGCUCGAUGAUAACGGGAGCUCCACGCUAACGGGAUCAUCUGCACAAAACAAGACACCGUCACCCUGCAGCUGCACCGCCCGCAGAUUAAAUAUCAUGUGAAAAGGCCAGAGGGGGGCAGCAGACAUUGAGUAUUCGGUGACGUAUGGAUUUUUGGAUCCUCGAUAUCCUCCUGUGCUCAAGACGAGGCAAGAAAAAAAAUAAAAAUAAGUUCUCUGACACCACUGUAGGCUCCGAGGAGGAAACACUAAGAUCUCAGGGAGCGUUACAGUGAACUUUGCACAAUCCGUUAUUACUGUUUAUCUAUCGGGAAUGGGAAGGUGCAUUCUGCGGCGGCCAUCUUAGGAGGUUAGCAUCAAUAUCCAUCAGCUUUCACUUAAAAUCUGUCAGCUGUUUUUCGUACAAAAUGCAUAAAGUACGUUACAGAAAUAGCUUUUCAUGGAGGAGCCUUGUUUAAUUAAAUAGACGAGUCUUCACUUAUGACUUAAGAAAAGAACGGACCAAUCACUGUUACUGAUUUUUGCGCCAACCUGGUGUUUGGAGCUAGCGUUAGGGUACAUUUUCUGCUAUUUUAACAAUGUAAAAUCCUUUGGAGGCAAAUGUCUAACUUACAGUACAGGACGUUCAGAUCCACAACUAUAUAGCAACUAUACAUUCAUCAGGUUAGAAGUCAGUUAGCUAAUGUAAUGCUAAUGUAAUGCUAAUGUAAUGCUAAUGUAAUGCUAAUGUAAUGCUAAUGUAAUGCUAAUGUAAUGCUAACGGGAUGCUAACGAAACGUCGGCUAGUCAUGCUAAUGCUGUGUCUUUUUGUGGACACUUCUCACACUCAGCGACCGCGAUUCAAAUGUUACUUCAUGAAUCUUCAUUUGUUUAGUUAGUUGUUCGUUGGAUUGCCAAUGACAACAUAGUGCCUACAGACAUGGUUUAUAGAGUUACGCUACUUCCUGUAACAGUUAUUAAAGGAUUCAGUAGCGUUAGCUCGUAUCCUCCAAAGAUGGCCGACGUCACAUUCCCAUUCCCUCUCGGUGGUUUUCAUA